Strongyloides ratti is the source of this 1314-nucleotide messenger RNA. Its product is annotated as 28S ribosomal protein S5, mitochondrial. The record is from RefSeq and is a predicted model, not a curated record. Lineage: Eukaryota; Metazoa; Nematoda; Chromadorea; Rhabditida; Strongyloididae. Gene Ontology annotation, molecular function: structural constituent of ribosome; RNA binding. Bases 1 to 1314 code for a protein of 437 amino acids. The transcript is spliced from 2 exons. Gene Ontology annotation, cellular component: ribosome. Gene Ontology annotation, biological process: translation.
AUGUUAGGUCCAUUAAAUAACAUUGUACAGCAAUUCCGUUUUAAUACUGUAAAUUUUUUUAUGAGAAGAUCAGAAAAAGAAUUAUGGAAAACUAUUACAUCGGUAUCAAAAUCUGGUCAGAAAAAAGGUCGCCGUAAUACCAGACAGAUACCAUUUCGUCUAGAAAAAUUCUAUAGAGUUGGUAAUUCUCCAAUGGGUUUAAGAUAUGGUGGAUUAAAUACUUUUAUUCAAAGAAAUGAUAAUGUAAUAGAACCUUUACAAGUUUUACAGUUAAAUGAUGAUGAAGCUGAAAAAAGAAUUAAUAAAAUAAAAUUAGUAUUAGGUGAAAAAGGAGCAUCAAAGAGGACGAGAUUUAAUGAAAAAUUACAUCCAUUAGAAAGAGGUUUCAGUGGAAAAAAGAUUGUUGGACAAAAACUUGGUUCACCACCACCAUUAGAUGAAGUCAAUUUUGAUGAGUUCCAGACAUAUUGUUUAGAAGUAAAAAGAACUUCAAACAUGGUAGGUGGUCUCGGACGUCUUAUUUCUAUGAAAGCUUUGGUAUUUGUUGGAAAUGGAAAAGGAUUAGGUGGGUAUGCGGUUGGAAAAGCUCCCAUUAGUAGAACAUUUCAAUCCAUUGUUAAUGGCAUGAAAAUGGCUUCACGUAGAUUAUUUUAUGUUGAAUUACUUGAAAACAGAACAAUAUAUCAAGAUUUUUAUGCUGAAUGCAGGAAUACAAAAGUAUUUGCACAAAGAAGGCCUCCUGGAUUUGGUUUAACAUGUCAUCCAAGACUACAAAAGAUAUGUGAAGCUAUUGGUAUUAAAGACAUUUAUGUUAAAGUUGAAGGAUCAACAAAAAAUUAUAUUGCAUUGACACAUGCUUUCAUUACUGGUCUCUUGAAUCAAGAAACACAUCAACAAUUGGCAGAAAGAAAAGGUUUACAUGUUGUUGAAUUUAAACCUACAAGACAAUUUUAUCCUGAAAUUGUUGCAAGCCCACUUGAAUCAAAAUUAAAAACGGAGGAUGAAAUUCAACCCUCUGAUCGUUUAGAGUUAGAGGAUUUUUAUGGAGAAGGAAGAUAUCCAUUAAAGAAACCAAAAAAAAAACCAUUUUAUAUUAACACACCUGGACAUAUUGCAGCAGAAUGGAGAAAACAUCCUUUCAGAAAUCAAGAAAAUGCAAUGAUUAGAUUAUUAGCCGAUGGAGUUGUUACAAGAUGGACAAGAGAUCAAAGAAAAGAGACUUCUAAAAAACAAGAUUCUUUAGCAAAGGAAGGUGUAAUUCCAAUUCCCCGUGGUAUUGGAUUAUCUGAUAUUUUUGAAAAAAAAGAAACAUAG